AUGAAUAAGACAUCGACGCCUCCCGAAAUCGCAUUACGACCACAGCUGGAUCUAUUUCCAGGGUUCAUUUCAGACCAAACUCUUGCCUUACUGGCCCCAAUAAUAGCAUACUGGACAUUUUCAACAUUUUUUUAUUUGUUGGAUGAGAUGGACUUGUUUGCCAAGUACAGGAUUCACCCACCUGCUGAAGUAGCUAGUAGAAACAAAUGUUCUAAACUAGAAGUGUUUAGAGCUGUAGUCCUCCAACAUAUUUUACAAACAGCAACAGGGUUACUUCUUAAUAAGUUCGAACCUGCACAGAUGACUGGCCAUGAGAGUUACGAAUUAUGGAAAAUCUCAAUGAGGCUUAACGUUUCUCCAGCAGUUGCUCAGGCUAUUUAUUAUUUAAUCAUGCCUGCCUUCAGACUGUUCAUGGGUUUCUUCAUUCUGGAUACUUGGCAGUAUAUGCUUCAUAGAGCUAUGCACAUGAAUAAGUUUUUGUACAAACAUUUCCAUUCUGUCCAUCAUAGGUUAUACGUUCCAUAUGCAUUUGGUGCCUUGUACAACAGUCUUGUGGAGGGUUUCUUAUUGGACACUGUGGGAGCUGGUCUCGGAUAUUUGCUUACAGGAAUGAGUACAAGAGAGUCAAUUGUAUUCUAUACCUUUUCCACUCUAAAGACUGUCGAUGACCAUUGUGGAUACGAUUUGCCCUGGGAUCCAUUACAGAUCUUGUUUCCUAACAAGUCUGUGUAUCACGACAUUCAUCAUCAAAGCUUCGGAAUCAAGACCAACUUUUCUCAGCCGUUCUUUAUCCACUGGGAUGAAAUUUUUAACACAAAAUACAAGGAUACUAAUAAUUAUAUUCAAGAACAGAAGAGACAGCGUAAGCAAAGAUAUGAAGAAUACUUGAAGAAGGAACAUAAGAAGACGAAAUAA
Sugiyamaella lignohabitans is the source of this 915-nucleotide messenger RNA. RefSeq names its product sphingosine hydroxylase (gene SUR2). The record is from RefSeq and is a predicted model, not a curated record. Lineage: Eukaryota; Fungi; Ascomycota; Dipodascomycetes; Dipodascales; Trichomonascaceae. The coding region runs from base 1 to 915 and encodes 304 amino acids. Gene Ontology annotation, molecular function: iron ion binding; oxidoreductase activity. Gene Ontology annotation, biological process: lipid biosynthetic process. The transcript has a single exon.